CCAUCACCCAAUUCCUGCCGUGCCGGACAGGACCCUGCUGCCGUUGCUGCCGCUGCAGUCCUUGGAGUGUGCGGCGAUGCGCAGUCGUCACGCCCCGACGUGACGCAUGAAGCCCUCCCGAUCCCAUCCCCUCCCCAUCUCAUCUCUCUGCCGCAAGCCGUGAGCUUUGGGCGUUGGUCUCGCUCCAUCUCCACUUGCGAAGUGACUCCUCGCGUCUCAGUCUUCUCUCUCUCUCUCAGUGCCGGUCCCGCCCGGCUCUCUGCUCGUUCGACCCGCCGGGAGAAAGCGGUUUCACAUCUAAUUCUUCUUAAGAAUUCGCCGUAGCUUCAUCUUCUCUUUCUCCCCAACAUCUCUUGCUCUGCCGUGAGCGUGCAAGUGACCGUCGGGCAACUAUGUUCCUGCUACUUUUGUUCGUGAUCUUCCUGCACAUCGUGCCCAUUGUGCUGCUCUUCGUCUCAACCAUCGACAGCUCAUGGUGGGUUGCGGAGAGCAACGUCACAGAUCUGUGGUAUUCUUGCCACAUUUAUAAAGAAGAAUGGAAGUGCAAUGACAUAAAUUACAAGGACGAAGAUGCAGAGUGGAUUCAGGCGGUGCAAGCCCUGAUGAUUCUGUCGGUGAUCUUCUGCUGCUGCGCAUUCUUCGCCUUCGUCUGCCAACUGUUCACGCUGAAGAAGGGCGGCCGAUUCUUCAUUACCGGAGUGCUGCAGCUUCUGGCGUGUGCCUGCGUUUUGACCGCUGCAUCCAUUUACGUCGGCUGGUUCCAGCCUCAGCACCUGCCCUCCAGUGGCCCCGGCUACUCCUAUAUUCUAGCGUGGGUCGCCUUUCCCCUCACUUUCCUCAGCGGCAUCAUAUACUGCUUUUUGCGAAAGAAGGAAUAGUUUGAGCGGGCAUGUGUUCCCGGGUGGGGUCAAGGGUGCUUUUCCUGGUUGGAGUACUUUUUUGUUUUUUGUCAUAAUCACUGUACUCCCUUUGCAGACGAUGCCACAAGUCCUCAAAAACUUACAAUGCUUUCAUUUUGUACAUGUUUGUAAAUAGACGAGUUCAUUGUUCAAGAAUGCAAUAGGAGUCAUAGACGUAACAUUUGAUUUUAUGAUUUCACGUGUUACUUGACCGAGGCAUCAUAAGAAGUGAAACUGCAUAAAUAUUAAUGUAUUUUCAUCUGUGAAGUAUGCAAUCGAUAGUACUUAACAAUAAUGAUAGUCAGCAUGUUUUCUGCAUAACAUUUUUACAUUUUAAAUGUUUCAUGUUCUAACAUUGAUUACAUGAUUCUUUUAAGAGCUAAAGUCUAUGCCCAAAAGACUUCCAUUGCUUGCUGAAAUCUAUGCAAAAAAAUAACAGCAUGUAAAGUUUUAAGAAGUAUCUUCAUUGUAUUUGUUAAUUUAAAAUCACGAGAUUAUGAUGGGGCAUCCUUCGAGGACUAGUCUUCACGUAAAAAGCCUUGACUACAAUGCUUACAGUACAGUGUAUUAAUAGUGGCAAAAAAACUGCUUUAUGAAAUAUGCAAGGUAUUAUUAUCAGGUAUUUUCUUUAUUUUAGCUUUCUAUCAAAUAUAAUAUCUGGACAAAGUUACAUUUUAAACAUAUUUAAUUUAAGACACUAAUACCAUAAUAUUGUGCUUCAGAAAAGUAAUGUGCAACAUAUUAAUGAUAAUUCGCUAUUUUUCUUCAGCAGUAUUUUACAUUUUUCCCCUAGAUUAUUUCAAUUUAUUCCCAUGAGAAAUAAAACUAGACUUCUUAAAUUGAACUUUGUUUAGGUAUGAUGAUUUUUUUAAUGGGUAAUGUAUUGAAUAGGGAAAUCCAAUGUGUUGAUACGUAAGCUUAAGUUGAACCGUUUUGUGUUAGCGUUAUGCGAACGCUAAAAGACAAUAGUAUCACAAAACAUACAAUGCACAUUCUAAACAAAAAUUUGCUUGCAAUCGCGUUCAUUAGGGUUUGCAAAAAAUAACCAGAUUCCUUGCACAUUUCAUUGCCAAGCGACUUCUGGGGUAGUGCAGAGAGGUCUGUCUUUGUCUCCCCUUUGCGUGAUCAUUUACUUUGCAAUCAGAAAGUUGUUGGAAAUGUUGACUUAAGUGCAAAAUUACGAGAAAUUACGUGAAUGACCUGAGACCAAGCGGUACAUCCACACGAUCGUCUACUCGAGAAUUUAUGACUGCAUUUUCUCAAAGUUGACAACACUGGGAAAUGCAUAAGUUUCGUAUUUACACCCGGGUUGAUGCCCUUAACGAAGUUGACCGUGUAAACUUAUGAGUUGAUUGGAAAAAAAACCCAAUAUUGUCCAUUCCAAGCACAUUCAGAUUUCAAUGGAGCAGAGGAAAGAGUGGACCGUGUGAUACUUGUGAUCUGUGUGAUUACCAGAAACAGCAGUAACCACCCUGGGGCUCUCCACUAGUAACCUACCGUUACAUCUGCGUUGCAUAUUGUAAACACUUGUACUGUAAUGUUAACCCUCUUAGUGCUAUUAUUAUUUUUAACAAUAUAGACGCGUCGAAGAAGAACACCCUACUAAAUCCAGCGCACCUACGAUCCGAGUAAUAUUUUGUACGUGUGUUGUGCGUUCACGCUAUAUAUCAGGAUUCUGUGGGGGCUUUUGGACGUGGCACGUUUAAAUGUUGGUGGGCAUCACACCAGCUACAAGUGUUUAUCCAAUCCAAGGCAGUCACGGAAGGAGGUGCAAGUCGUACGGUUGCAACUGUGACCGAAUGCUAUCCAAGGAUCACUGGGUGGUCCUCAAUGAGUAGCCAAAGAGACCAAUCACAUUUUAUGGGAUUUAUUUUUUCAAUAAUGGACAAUUGAAAGUCAAUAAUAAUCCAAUACACUGUACUCGAAAUGCAGUCAUGCCGUGUCUACGAUGACAUUCUGUUGCUCAGCCUGAAAUAAAACUCUUGUUUUAAAUA
Lethenteron reissneri (Far Eastern brook lamprey) is the source of this 2893-nucleotide messenger RNA. RefSeq names its product peripheral myelin protein 22-like. The record is from RefSeq and is a predicted model, not a curated record. Lineage: Eukaryota; Metazoa; Chordata; Hyperoartia; Petromyzontiformes; Petromyzontidae. Gene Ontology annotation, cellular component: plasma membrane.